AAAUAUCGGCGUGAUUUCUGAUUGAAUAAAUCACUUAUAAAAUUCAUUUAGUGAAGGUUGUAAAGAACUCAAAGCAAUAAGAGAGCUUUUAUGACUUUUUUGUAUUUAAGAACAGGAUAAAUAAUAAUGGAGCAUCUGUCGCGCCUUUUAAUUUGAUGUUAGAUUAAUAUUUGGCCAUUCAGCUAUGGCAUCAAGCCCUCCUCUUCUUACAACAGAUGAAGAGGAUGAGUACACUAAUUCUGGAAAAAGCAACUUCCAAAGGGCGUAUGUAAAAGGAGGAGUAGUAACAUCCCCAAAAGGCACACGAAAGGAGAAAGAUGGCGUUUUUUCUAGAUUGAGUGGGAGGGCUUUAGACAAUCAGAAAAAGAUAAAUGUAAAACUAGAAGAUAAAAUCGCAGUCUUGAAAAUCAAAUUACAAAAUGAAGUUCAGAAUCGGUUGGAUCAGGAAAGAAAACUACACACUAUCGUGAAAGAUUGCAAUAAGAUUCAGCUUGGAAACGGAAAUACAAUGAAGAUACUUGAGUACGACCCGGACAGGGAAGAUCCCAUUCCAUUGUUGAAACAACUUAUGCAGAUAAAUAGAGAAGCUCAUGAUGAAAUCGUUCAAAAGUUCACAAUAUCAGAAAGCAAGCUGGAAAAAAAUAGUAAAUAUCUGCAAAAGAUUCAUUCGGUGGUACUGCAGUUAAGAGAAACUAGGUCACCUAGUACCGAACAUCAAAAGAUGGAACAACUAAAAGAAAUGGUGGAAAUACCAACAGAAAACGAUGACUUCUCCUCACUCGAAAAAGCCUUUGAAGGUCUGAAAGUAGAUGAAGGAACCAACAGUUUCGCAGAUCUCAACGAUGGUGCAAAACGAGGCAUUAGGAUCAUUUUAUAUAAGUUUGGAUCAAUUACUCGACAAGCAUUUGCAAAUGAACUAGGCCUACGGCUUGAAAAACAGCACAGAGCAGGAGAAGAGUCACUUGACGAAGAUUCUUGUGCAUCGAUUAUUCUAGGCUGGUUGAAGAAACAUGACAACUAUGUUCCUGAAUUGCUUGAUAUUUUAAAGGGUAUUGAAAAUCAACUCAUUCGAGCUUCGAUGGGAGAACAUAAAGAGCAGACAUUCGCAAAAUGCUGCGACACAGGGAGAGAUGUCCAUGUCCAACCUGUGAUAAGUAAGCCCAUUUUUCUUCAAAGGAAACGUCAAAUUGGCGAUUCUGUCCUUUCUCUUAAGUCUAACAGAAGUGAUGUUAGCGAAACGUUUGAGAGAUACGCUAGCGAAACCAUUCAAAAGGCAGCAGAUUUUCCUGAUGUUAGACCAGACACAGAUGCAUAUUUAAGCGCUAUUUACAUGCUACUCAUGGAUAACACCAGAACCUUAAAUACUAUUGACGAGAAAGUUAGUUCGACGGACGACAAAGUAAAUGUUGUUCGCGCCUCCAAGAAUGAUCCAGCGGAAGACGAAACAAAUGGCUCGACUAAAGAUGUAGAAAUUGGAGAAGAUGAAGAAAGUGAGAAAUAUGUGUGACUAACAUGUUAUAUUUUAUUCUUUCUAGUUGAUUCCUGAAAUAUAACGGUAGAUUAUAUUAAUUUUGUACAUUAUUUGUUUCAUACAAGAUUUGCAUUUUAUAUUGUUCUCUAUUACUACACAGGUGCGCGAAAGAAUAUGUACUAUAAAUGCUCACAAUUGUCUUUUUUUUCCAAAAUGACAUACAUUUUGUCCCCAUGUUUGUGACGUUUCUAAAUGCGGGUAAUGUUACGGGCAUAAAACUGUUAUGAUUUUUUAAAAAAAUUGAAAGAGAAAGAAACAAGUAUCAUAUAUAAUAUCCUCCACAUUUUCAGUUUAAAGCAUAUGUAUGUUACAUAACUUUGCUUUGUACAGAUAUUGCUUUGAUUGUUUGUAUUACAUGCAAGAUCGAAAUAUAUUUCACCAGUGAACACCCGGUAUGAUUAUCAUAAUAUCAAUGACACACAGGUAUAAUGAAAACUUUGGUUUUCACUCGGUGAAAGACAUUCCGAUCUUACACUGAAACAAACACAAGUCCCCUAUAUCAGCCUCCACUAAAUUCUACUAUAUUUCAUGAAUUUAGUAUGUAUAUGUUACCUCAGUAUAUUUGCUUGUUGCAGAUAAUGCUUCUGUUGUAGGCACAUGUCACUUCUUUUUCACAAGCUAUAUGUAUUUAUAUCCUUAACUAUAUGAUAAUAAUAUGUUAUUACUGGUUCAGUCCUGGUUCUAUAUCUUUUAUUCGUUAGGCCUACCUCAUGGAAUUCCUUUAUUUCGACACAUAAAUUGCUUCAGCAUAUUGCGAAAAGGGACAGUUUUGUGGUUCAGUUAUACAUGUUGUAAAUUGUUCAUAAAUAGCCAGUUUAUAUUAUCAUGCUAACAUUUACAUUCCAACCUCUUUUCGUCAAUUUAUUAACACGUUUUUGUGAAUAUGCUAUUUUCCUAUGCAUUGUUAUCAUGUUUUAACUCAGAUAAGCUAAUGUGUUACUUAUUGACCAUACUAUUCAAAUAAAAUCAUUUAUUUCAAA
Mercenaria mercenaria is the source of this 2511-nucleotide messenger RNA. RefSeq lists its product as uncharacterized. The transcript is spliced from 7 exons. The record is from RefSeq and is a predicted model, not a curated record. Bases 185 to 1507 code for a protein of 440 amino acids. Lineage: Eukaryota; Metazoa; Mollusca; Bivalvia; Venerida; Veneridae.